Messenger RNA from Echinostoma caproni, 960 nucleotides. The record is from the annotation of a GenBank genome assembly. Lineage: Eukaryota; Metazoa; Platyhelminthes; Trematoda; Plagiorchiida; Echinostomatidae.
AUGUUGCGGCUGAUAUGGGGCAAUAUCACAUUCAAUCCCGUGAAUGAGCCUAAAAAACAGCAUUUAGAGGAACAAAUGGAAAUGGUCUCUCAUGAAAAGUCAGAUCGAAUUCCCUCGGCACGCGUAGGACAUACAGCACACGCAAUCAACCAGAAGUCAUCCUCUUCACAAUCCAUUAUUUUACUUGGUGGCGCUAACCUCGAAGGAACGCUUAACGAGGCUUUCCUGUAUUCAACAAGUGAUGAUAAGUGGUCCCCGCUGAAUUGGACGGAUGUAUCGGAUGGUCCACUGCUGUCACGUUACGAGCACUCUAGUGCUGUACUUCCGGACGGGGAAGUGUUCGUAUUCGGCGGUGCGACCCAGUCCGGCCCACUUGGUGAUAUAUUCCGGCUGUUAUUAUCUGAAGAAUCUCCAGAAAAGAGUAAUCCAUCUGUCAACAGUUUAUCAUUAUCCGUCAGCGAUCUUGGUUCAUCAUCCUUGUUCCCCGGAAAAUCGCGUACGCAGCACGGGUCCGCAUGCCUCACAGAAUACGGUCAAAUUGUGGUUUUUGCUGGCGGAGCCAUGGGCAGUCAACCAGUGUCAGAUAACCAAUUGUAUAUGUACGAUACGAAACUUCAGUCUUGGUUGAUUGUACAAACCUCGGGACAGGGACCAUCGGUUCGUUUCGGACACCUAUUGUUGUACCAGCACCCUGUAGAGGAAGCGCCCGAUGACACGGUUCGUUUGCAUAUACCCCGUGGACACAUAUUGAUUCACGGAGGAAUGGCUGAGGAUAACUUUUUCGGUGACUUCUAUCAGUUUCAGUUUUCCAAUCUACGACAUACGCACCUUCGACCAACGGUUGUCGUGUUCCGUGACCUAAAAGAAGCCUUCGAUUCAGUUGAUCGUGAAUCCCUUAUGAGUUCGUUCCUUCUCGAAGUAAUGCCCCAGAACUACAUGGACGUAUUGAGUUCACACUAA